UUAUUUACCAAUCGUAAAUUAUUCUUGAUUUGUACUAAAUAUGGAAAAAUAGUCAAGGAAGUUGGAAAAUGGCAAGAUGGAAGAGUAUUUCAGGGGGUAACCAUGCUAGCUCCUCAAUGAGUAGUAAGCAGCCCGCUUCCUUCUUUGAGUCAUCCUACUAUAUCCAUCAAAGAUAUGAAGACACUGCACUGGUAAUCUUCCAACAACAGCAAAGGAAAAAGAGGGACUCAACUUUUGAAAUGAAAAGACCUGUCCGUCGGGACCAUGAAGUUAACAAAAGCCAUGUAGAACUGGGACAUUAUGGAAAUCCUGGCAUCAUUGUGAAGGAAGACAUAGUAAAUGACAUGAAAGUUCAUGUGGACAAAAGUCCUGUCCAGUCCACUGUGUGUGUUAUAGUGUGAUGUAAGACUAGCUUAGAUAUCUGUGUUGCAUGCGGUUGAAUGAGUUAAGGAUUUGUGUGCUUGUGUUAACUGAAGGUAGAUUUUUUUUUUUCAUUUGUUAUAUAGAGCUUCUUGUGCAUCAUUAUUUAAUAUUAGCUUUGUAUUGUACAUACAAUGGAGCUACAUCCUAUAUUAGAGAGGGAUACUGUCCCAAACACUGGUCUUUGGUAUGUGUUGUCUGCUUUGGGAGAUAGCCCCUCUAUUCGUGUAGGACAUACCUGCACUCAUGUCAGUGGGUCAUCCGAUGGUGACAGUGGCAAGCUGUAUGUGAUAGGAGGGGCCAAUCCUAGUGGAGCAUUCUGUGACACUUUUGUUCUUGAUCUCAACACCAUGAUGUGGGAUAUUGUAGACUACCCAGGGUUCAGAGCUAGAUACGAACAUGCAGCUUUUGUUCCACAAUCAGAGCCAGAGAAAAUAUAUGUGUUCGGAGGUGCUGAUCCCACAGGAAAUAUGAAUGAUAUUCAGGUACUAGAUACUGCUACUAACUCAUGGUCCACACCAGCUGUUACUGGAACUGCACCCACCCCUCGUACAUACCAUACCACUGCUGUUGUAGGAGACAAGUUCAUUGUGUAUAGUGGAGGUCAUAGUGGGCCUGACCCUGUGGGUGAUAGACAAGUGCACUGCUUUGAUGUGAAAACAUCGGUCUGGUCCACUCUUCCUGUCAAAGGAGACUCCCCAAAACCCCGUCAUGGUCAUGUGAUGGUUGCCAUUGGAAACAGGUUAUUUAUUCAUGGAGGAAUGGCUGGGUCUGCAUUUUAUGAUGACUUCCAUCUAAUGGACUUAGAUAAAAUGUCUUGGUCAAACAUUCGUCGGAAGAAGGUUACUCCAUCUGCACGGGCUGCUCAUAGUGGAGUGGCGGUGGGAAAGGACAUAUACAUCUUUGGAGGGAUGAACAGAGAGGGAGCCCUGGAUGAUCUCUAUAAAUGUGACACAACUACUAUGUUAUGGACAAAGAUUGAACUGCAUGGUCCACCCCCAGCCUGUCGUUUGGACUUUGGUAUGUGCCAGAUUAAGUUAUUCCGGAGUCUUGUAAGGGAACCGGAGGACCAAGAUCUCGUUACUCAGGUUCAGCAGACUAAGGAGAUCCUGGACCGAGAGCUGAAGCCUGGCAGCGCCAGUUCUCGUGACAGCCGACAGGACACUGGAUCAGAGAGUUCUAGUGUGACGUAUGAAAUCCCCCAGCCUACAACCGACGACGAGGACGAGGAAACACCCCGAGCAGAGGGGGCCACUGCCUCCCUUAACUUUCCUGUUUCAGAUGGCAAAGAAAUGAAUUUUGUGCUGGUUCAUGGUGGAAUGGAUACAGAAGGAGAGAUAUUUGAUGAUGCUCUAGUUCUGUUAACAGAACAACCAUCAUAGUUGAAUGUCACUAACUUAGCUUAAAGUUCCUUUAUGUUUCAAUCAUAUCGCAGUAGCUGCCAAAUUUUGUGAUACCAUUUUUUAAUUAUCAUACAGUGAACAAAUGCAUGUUGAUGUACUCACAAAAUAGAACUUUUUUUUUUAAGAAUUAAAUUUAUUCUAAAUCAGAUAUCAAA
Saccostrea echinata is the source of this 1978-nucleotide messenger RNA. Its product is annotated as rab9 effector protein with kelch motifs-like. Bases 555 to 1802 code for a protein of 415 amino acids. Lineage: Eukaryota; Metazoa; Mollusca; Bivalvia; Ostreida; Ostreidae. Gene Ontology annotation, molecular function: protein binding. The transcript is spliced from 4 exons. The record is from RefSeq and is a predicted model, not a curated record.